AUGCUCAAGACCUGGAUCAGCAACGGCGAGCGCGUGCUGGCCAACGGGGUGGCGGUAUACGGGCAGAACUACUCUGUGUACCUGAUGGACGGGGUCCUGGAUAUCCCGCCAACCAUGCAGGAGCUGCUGCGCCAGGCCGUAGCAGAGGAUCGGAGCGCACGGAAGCAGGGCGCACGGAAGCAGAGCACAGAGCCGGCUGCCGCCAUCUUUGAAGCGGCGGAUCCGGCCGACACCGGCGAGUUCAGCUCCAUCGAGCGCCUGCUGGAUGCGGCCGGCUGGGCGCACGUCCUGGACAUGUCCGGCGGUGGCGAGGACGCGCUGGCGAUGCAUACGGUGUGGGCGUUCAGCAACCACGCGUUCGGCGAAGGGCUCAACUACGCCGAGCGCUACUACCUGCUGUACGGCCCUGCGUUUGCCAAGGAUGAUGACGAGCUGUACGCGGAUGCCAUUGCGGACACGCGCCGUUUUGCCGCCGGGUGCGUUUCGCCUGGGCCGGUCAGCAUUGCGCGCCUGGGAGCGGGCACGCACAAGAGUAAGUGCAGCGACUGGUGGCCACAGAAAACACUAUGCUGCGACGAUCGGGGCCCCGAGGGCGCCAGCGUGGGCCGCGUCAACGACCAGCCGAUCGGCAGGGCUGACGUCAUUGCCAGAAACGGCAUUGUUCACACUGUUGAUAAGGUGGCUCUGCCAGCCGCGCUGGCGUUCACGCCGCAAAAGAUGCUGGUUGGGCUGAAUGCGACGAUGUUUGUGCGGCUGCUCAAGGACACCGGCCUGGGUGACUACAUCGACGGCACGCAGCCAGCGCGCAAGCUGACGCUCCUCGUUCCCAACAACCGCGCGAUGGAGGACGCCUUUGGCUACGACCUCGGCGACGAAGACGACGGCCUUGCAAAGUCGCCGCGCGACCGGCAGCGCGAAUGGGCGCUGUACCACGUUGCCGACGGACAGAGCGGCGUUGCCGAGCUGCGUCGCUCGCCUCUGCUGCGCACGAAGCUGGCUGCGGACUGGACGGCUGGCAACCCGCAGGUUGUCAAGGCUCUGGUCGACCGCGCGCAGGUAUCGUUCAACGGCGCUGACAACAUAUUACCCGAGCCGCUCGUUGUCGGCAACACCACCAUCUACCUGCUGUCAUCGCCCAUGCCAACGCCUCCCGGCCUUAUAAACGCGCUGAUACAGGACCUGGACCUGUCUUUUCUGGCGCCGGUCACCGGCUCGUUUACGUCGCUGGGCUUGGUAUGGGCCUACCUGAGCCUGCCCGGCGAUUCGGAUGCGCGCACCGAUCUGAGCCGCCUGGUCAAGUCGCACAUUUUGAACAGACCCGUGUACAGCGACGAGGUGCCGCUGCACACCGAUAGCUCGGCAAAGACACUCAUGCAGUCCGGCGCCGUGCCGGGUGCGUUGGCGUUGGCGUUGGCGUUGGACCAGGCGCGCACGCAGGGCGGCAAGUACCGCAGCCUGCUGAGCGUGGCGGAUGCGAACACGCUAAAGAUCUCGGAGACUGACCUUUUGCUGCGCACUGGAGUGGCGCACGUGCUGGGCCAAGGACUGAUUCUCCCAGCCAAUGGCCCACAUUUUGCCGACUUGCUCGAGCGCUUUAACCUGACGUACGUGCUCGAGGAUCCACGCAUUCCUGCUGAUGCUGCUGCUGCUGCUGCUACAUCGAUCGUGGAGAAUGCGACUACUGGGCACAGUAGCAGGAGCCGUGAGAUUCCUGAUAGCGAUGACGGGGGCAGCGAUGGUAAUGGCAUCGUUGGAUACUCGCUUUUAGUCCCGUCGGACAAGUCGUGGCGGGAGAACGCAGCCUACCGCGAGCUUGUUCGCCGCGACCAUGACGAGCUGACUGUGGGCGACGACGAGAACCCCUGGCGCAACUCGACCACCGGAGACAUUGUUCACUACUUGGAUAUGCUCGUGCGCCUGCACAUCAUGCCCAUCAUUGACACAUCUGCGUCACGCCCGACUCAUGGUGUUCCUGAGAGCAAGCUGAUGCUGGCCGACCGCAAGACGUACCCGACCUUGCUGGGAAAUGUCAAGCUGCGCGUGUAUGAGUUUGCUAAUGAUCGGUUUUCGAUCCAGCUUGACAACCUGCCUUUUUACCAGUCGCCCGGCGGUACGCCCUUUGUGUCUUUCGCUACUGUAGUUAGGUCUGGGUAUGCGCGCUCGGGCGCUGUGUUUGAGCUAGAUACGCAUUGAGAUUGCCGCCUGAUGAUGAGUCUGGCGGUCCUGGUGGCUGGAAGAGGUUUGCGUGGAACUCCUUGGUGUGGAUUACGGGGAUUGGUAUGGGCUCGGGGCUGCUCGGCGUGUCUGGGUAUUGGGUACGCCAGUGGUGGACACGGUCAGACUACCAGUCUUUGUAAAUAACACGUCCCUCGUCUUUUUCGUUGUGCAGAAACAGUGGAAACAACAAAUCGCCCUAUAUUUUUUUUACUAUAUUACACAUACAUUUCUAUUUUCUCUCCGUUUUAAACAUCAAUUGUCGGCAACGCAAAAAAAAGGGAAAUAAAAAUUAUAAUUUGAAUAGGAAAUUAAUGUUAAAUAAAGAAAA
Messenger RNA from Kickxella alabastrina, 2545 nucleotides. RefSeq lists its product as uncharacterized. The record is from RefSeq and is a predicted model, not a curated record. Bases 1 to 2193 code for a protein of 730 amino acids. The transcript is spliced from 7 exons. Lineage: Eukaryota; Fungi; Kickxellomycota; Kickxellomycetes; Kickxellales; Kickxellaceae.